This is a messenger RNA of Schizophyllum commune H4-8, 1200 nucleotides long. RefSeq lists its product as uncharacterized. The transcript is spliced from 2 exons. Gene Ontology annotation, molecular function: protein-lysine N-methyltransferase activity. Lineage: Eukaryota; Fungi; Basidiomycota; Agaricomycetes; Agaricales; Schizophyllaceae. The coding region runs from base 122 to 1018 and encodes 298 amino acids. The record is from RefSeq and is a predicted model, not a curated record.
UAGCUGACUGCUGGAGUGGGCGCUUGCGCUUUGAGACUUGGCGGGGUGAUCAUGAUGAUCAGUUUUCAGCCUGAUUUGUGCAUUUGGCACCGGUCCCCUAUUCUAUUUCUUUUCCGUCAUCAUGUUCGCCGAGUUCCCUGAGCUCAGAGAUCCCCCAUCCCCCACCACAACCUGCUCCAGCUCCCCGCCGACCCUCGACACGAGCACCCUCGCCCUCCUCGAUGACUUCCUCUCCACCAAAGCGCAGGAGGAGGCCCGCCUCAACGAGCUCGCGCUCGCCACCGCUAGUCUCACCACUAGCGACGACGAGGACGCCGAGGGUGAAGACGACUCCACCCCCGCCACCCCGCCCAGACCCAAAAUGAUGUCCGUGGACGAGUACCAGGCCGCAUUCGGCGAGGAUUGGCAGCUGAGCCAGUUUUGGUGCGCCUUGUUCCGCAUGCGGCCUUGCGGGGUGCUAACGCGCCCGAUCACCCCUUCCUCCAGGUACAGCGCGCGCUUCGCCCGCCGGCUCGCGCAGGCGAUCCAUGGACUCGUCCAGCCCUCGUCGACGAUUGCGUUCAUGUGCUGCCCGACCGCGUACGUGGGCUUCCAGCACGAGUAUGCGCACGAGGGGGCGCGCUUGCUGGAAUUCGACCCGCGGUUUGAGCUGCUGGGGCGCGAGCAGUAUGUGCGGUACGACCUGAACGAGCCGGAGAAGCUGCCGUCGAGCAUAAGGGGGAAGGUGGACGUAGCGGUUGUGGAUCCGCCGUUCUUGAAUGAGGACACGAACGCGAAGGCGAUCGAAGCGCUUCAGCUGCUGCUUGCACCGGGGGCGAAGCUGCUGUUGUUAACAGGAGUGUCGACGGAGGCGAUCCUGGAGCGCCUGUACACGGAACCUCCGGUGGGCCCGCUCGUGAAGACCGCGCUCGAGGUCGAGCACGGCAGCGGCCUUGCCAAUGACUUUGCGUGCUGGGGGAACUGGCUAGAGGCGAAAUACCUGGGCAGGGACAUAGACGACGACCACGACAAGCCAUGAUCAGUGCAGGCUCCCUCCGGUCGGCCAGCGAUGUCCCCGCCAAAUUGAGGAUGUGCCCAGGCUAGCAUAUGUCGCUCAGUCCUACCAAGUGCUCUCUCCCACCAUGCAUCUCGUGCGACGACCCACGUUCAUUCAGGCCCGCCGACUCACCAUCGGCCAGUGGACAGAGAUAGCCAACCUAG